This is a messenger RNA of Clarias gariepinus (North African catfish), 2540 nucleotides long. RefSeq names its product serine/threonine kinase 17a like (gene stk17al). Gene Ontology annotation, molecular function: protein serine/threonine kinase activity; ATP binding. Bases 285 to 1409 code for a protein of 374 amino acids. Gene Ontology annotation, cellular component: nucleus. Lineage: Eukaryota; Metazoa; Chordata; Actinopteri; Siluriformes; Clariidae. The record is from RefSeq and is a predicted model, not a curated record. The transcript is spliced from 7 exons. Gene Ontology annotation, biological process: protein phosphorylation; intracellular signal transduction; positive regulation of apoptotic process.
UCAUUAAAGCACUCAGAGCGCAGCUGGAGGUUUUAUACCGCUGAGUCUUUAAUUCAAAACAACAACUCAAAGAAAAAUAGGAGAAAGGACAGGAUUUUGGUUUGUCUCUGCUGACUUGAGUGUGAGCUUUUAUGUAAACGGGUUUGGACUCUUAAUUAAUCCGGAACAGCUGCAGUGUAUUUGGUGCAGGACGGUCUGCUCCUGAUGGACUAAAGUCGUUCCCGAUUUCAGUGAUUAAACCGUGUUUGAUUGUUUUGGUUUAAGUUGCCAUUCUCGACGCAGCGAUGUUGGACUCCGCCACCGUGAAUAAGAACGGAAUGGUGACCAAGAUCCACACGCGGAUCCGCACAGAGCAGUUUAAGACCAACUACGACCUGGUCGGUAAAGAGCUCGGCAGAGGGAAGUUCGCUGUGGUAAAGAAGUGUGUGGAAAAGGCCACAGGGAACGAAUACGCCGCCAAGUUCCUGCGCAAACGGCGGAAGGGUGAGGACUGCCGCGCUGACAUCCUGAACGAGAUCGCCGUGCUGGAGGCAGCCAAGGCCAACCCGUACAUAGUGGGGCUGCACGAGGUGUACGAGACCAGCUCCGAGAUCAUCCUGGUGCUCGAGUGUGCUGCCGGAGGAGAAAUCUUCAAUCAGUGCGUGGCCGAUAAGGAUGAGGCCUUCACGGAGAACGAUGUCAUCCGGCUGGCCCGGCAGAUUCUAACAGGCGUAGCUUACCUUCAUCGCAACAACGUCGUUCACUUGGACCUGAAGCCUCAGAACAUUCUGCUAACCAACUCUCAGCCCCUCGGUGACAUCAGGAUCGUUGAUUUCGGUCUGUCUCGGCGUGUGGACAACACAUCAGAAGUGCGUGAGAUCUUGGGAACUCCAGAGUAUGUAGCCCCUGAGAUCCUGAGCUACGAACCGAUCACGACAGCAACAGACAUGUGGAGCAUCGGUGUGCUGACGUACGUGAUGUUGACUGGCGAGUCUCCUUUCCUGGGUGAGGACAAGCAGGAGACGUACCUGAACAUCUCCCAGGUCAACGUCGACUACUCACAAGACGUCUUCCACGGGAUCUCGAGCCUCGCCGUGAACUUCAUCCAGACGCUGCUCCACAAAAACCCUAGAGAGCGAUCCACAGCAGACGAGUGCCUACAUCACCCCUGGUUAAACACCGACCCUCACGCCACCACAACCUCCUCUUCCUCUCCCACCACCACCACAACCACAACAACACUGGACGAGCAGGAAACCAGCCAAUCAGAAUCCGAGCCUGAGAGUCCUGACUCAUCUCCCGAGCUCCCUGACAUCCCGUUGUAUUCCACGUGUCCCGGACAAGGGGACCUGAAAACCGGCCGGGACACUUUUAUUUUCACCGAGCCGUUCCCUACUCGCCCCGAAAUGCAGCAGGAGUUGAUCUGUUAAAGUGACAGCCAUGUUGUCUAAUCACAAAGGAGCUCAGUUUGGGGCGGCAGGUUAAGAAAAGACACUGGUGUGAGCUGGCCCAUUCAGGUGUUUUUGGCUCUGGUGGUGUGUGUUUGUGUGUGAUAUUUAGAUAUGCACUUGAGAAGUGCCGUUUAACAAGACCUCACAGUAACUGCAAAUUGAUUAUAAUUUUAUUAUUAUUAUUAUUGUAAAAGGUUAGUUUCUGGCUGCACGCACUCCACGCACACACACACGCGCAUCAGUGUAAAUAGAUGCUUUUGUGGUUACUGAGUGUAUCUUGGUCUGCUGGUCGGAAUUGAAUUGUGGGUCCUGGAAAUCCAUAUCCAGAGAGCUGAACUCGCAACACCAAUGAGAUCAAAGACGACAGGUAGACAUUUGAUAAGACGGCCAUCUACCUGCUUCAAGACGGAUACUGAGGUGUAAGCUCGGACCCUUCACCGACAGAACGUUUGAUUGAGUAAUUCUCUUGGGACACUUCCAAGUUGGGAAUUGUAGCUUCUUAUUCUUUCUUACAGCACUUUUUAAAAAAAGAAAUGGCAAAUUUGCCAAAGACUUUGGUUCAGAUGAGCACAGUUUAAAAUUUAGUGUCCCCACAUGUACGUGUCCACACUCCAUCACUGUAACCUCUGCGUGUAUCACCGUCUCACGUGCCACAAACACCCACUUCUUCUGUUCCAGAUUUAAGGAGGUUUUGCUGUGGUUGCACAAGUUUAAUUGUAUAGUACUUAUGUUUUACAUGCCUUUUUUUUCCUUCUAUUCUUUCUGUCUUUUUUUUUAUGUAAUAUUUUCAUGCUCUCUAGAGAGAAAAUUGGCAUUCUCACAAGAUAUGGUUACAUUGUCUUGGUCUGUAAAAUGUCUCUGUGUCUCUGAAUGUCAGGGUUGGAAAGAAUUUGAAUUAGAUUUUUAAGCGACUCAACGAUCAUCGCCAAUUUUCUGAAAAAUCCAUAUGGGGUUUGUGGGAGACGAAUACAUUUUGAGGAGUGUAUAUAUGAAAAAGAAUUUUGUUUUAAGAUGGACUAUUGUGUAAAAUAAGUAUUUUUCUAUUUUUUUUCUGUUGUAUUUGAUAAUAUUGAAUAUGUAAGAAAAUAUAAAGAUUAUCUUAAUUUAGAA